Molecule: messenger RNA, 399 nt
Organism: Cyphellophora attinorum
Lineage: Eukaryota; Fungi; Ascomycota; Eurotiomycetes; Chaetothyriales; Cyphellophoraceae
Product: Acetoacetyl-CoA synthetase
Exons: 1
Coding region: 1-399 (132 amino acids)
Cellular component (GO): cytosol
Molecular function (GO): acetoacetate-CoA ligase activity
Source: RefSeq, a predicted model, not a curated record
AUGCAGAACGGCACUACCAACGGUGACGUGGAGGAGGACGUCGAGCUAUGGCGGCACCCUAACCCGGAGUCAACAGAAAUGUACAUUUUUCAGCAAAACAUUCGCAAACGCCAUAAUGUGAAGGGAACCACCUAUCAAGACCUAUGGCAAUGGUCGAUCGACAACCCUGGGCUGUUCUGGAAGGAAGUAUGGGAGUAUACGGGCAUCAAAGCAAGCAAAUGGCCGAGCUCUGUCUUCGACUCAAACUCUGCCAUGUUCCCCAAACCAGAGUUCUUUCCAGGAUGCGAACUCAAUUUCGCUGAGAAUCUGCUAUACCCGGCCAGCAACCCGCCAGCAGACUCAGUAGCAGUUAUAGAGGCGACCGAGAAGACAAGGGCGGAGAUCACGUGGCAGAGUUGA